Molecule: messenger RNA, 1731 nt
Organism: Filobasidium floriforme
Lineage: Eukaryota; Fungi; Basidiomycota; Tremellomycetes; Filobasidiales; Filobasidiaceae
Exons: 12
Coding region: 1-1731 (576 amino acids)
Biological process (GO): protein O-linked glycosylation via mannose
Cellular component (GO): endoplasmic reticulum
Molecular function (GO): protein O-acetylglucosaminyltransferase activity
Source: RefSeq, a predicted model, not a curated record
AUGUUCGCAUUCGCAACGUCUUCCCGUCUCGGACGUCGCUAUAGCUACUAUGCCGUGACAUUCAUCGCCGUGGCCGUGGUAUUUCUGGUCGCUCAAUGGCACCGUACAUCUCAAGGGAGAAUCAGGAGUACCGACCAUUCGAAAUGGCAUAUGCUUGAACGUAGCCAAAGGUACACUCGGCUAGUCGGUGGGACGGAUGGCUUCUAUACUUUUGACAACGUGUUCGUCAAGAACCAGGUGAUACACCUGGUACAGAACCCAAACCUACCGGAAUUCCCGGCUCUCGAAACGAUCGUAACGUCCCAUCCGAACUCGCCACAGAGCUCGACCCUAGAGCCCUUUCCCUACCAUAAAGUAGCUGCAAGUCUGAGCGGUGGACGGUACCCAGAACUGCCACGACUGAGAGUAUUGACGACCGACGAGGCGGCUCGAGAUAUACCAGGAUGGAAUGAGUCCGAGCCUGUUCCUUCGCCGAACCGUUGGUGGCGAGCCUCUACUUCACCUAACUCGGUCGAGGUGCUACCAGGCACGACGUUUUACAUGGCGGAUGACCCUGAAAUAACGGGAUGGGGUAGCUUGAUGUAUCACUAUUUCCAUUUCACCGCCGAGCUGAUGAUCGGGACGUACCACACCUAUUCGGUCGUCGAACGGACUGAGCCGCUGUACGACGGCGUAGUCGCCAGGCGGGAUAAUGAGAGUUUCGGCCUCAGCAAUCUACCACGUCGGGCUACUCCACAGGACUCAGCUCCUGGCGGGGUAUAUUACCUUGGUCACGAACCAGACAAGCUGAGAGACCUCACAUCAACGAGAUCAGGAAACCCGCCUACUGCCGACCAUUCUGAGUCGUCUCGGCCGGAACUUCAAGCUUUCGAUUCGACCCGGCUCGAACCGCCUGCACGGAUCAUCUUUCCAUUCUGCACCGACUGGGAGGGCAAGACGUUACAAGAGAUGGUGGUGAAGACGAUAUUCGGUGCGAUCGAUCUGAUGCGGACGCAUGCUUGGCGAGCACUCAACGCGGACGGCGAUUGGCGAAUGUUCGAACGGGUCAUCAUCGUUGACAGGCACGCAGCUCAUCACAACAAAUCGUCCCCGGCAUCGAUUUGGAACAAGAUGGCUAUGGAGGCGCUCGAUCUGCCCGAACCUUCAAGUGACUACCCCUUCUGGCUCGACCCGCAGCAACGGUUCCUCGAAUCUCUGGACCUCGCUGCCGUGCCACUUGUACGGGAAGUUUCCCACGGUCAACCCAAAGCUUUGUCCCCAUCGCAGGUCAAGGUUGUCUACGUCAGCCGACAAGAGACGGAUCGGAAACUCGAUGAAAGGAGCGAGCUUGGCCUACAGACCGCGUUGCACAAGCUGGCCGGCGAGUCAUUCCGACGGAAGGACGGCAAGGCGACGCACGUUCUGGUUGAGAUCGCCCGUUUCGAGCACAUGGCGGUGCGAGAGCAGAUGGAGGUCGUCCACAAUGCAGACGUGUUGAUCGGCGUGCAUGGGAUGGGAAUGACCCACUGUUUGUGGUCACGGGCAGGAUUGACACUGAUCGAGAUCUUGGCCCCGACCGCCUUUAUACGAGACUUUGACGUAUUGACUAGAGCUCUCGGGCACCGAUACAUUCCAGUCUGGAACGAUACGAAAGUCGCCUCGGACGUCUGGCUGACGAUGGCAGACACACCGAAUGUCGACAAGCUGCAUGAUGGUACUCGAUGCGGUAUUCGUAGAACGCCUCCUACGUGA